AUGGGCAUACAGAACUGCAUACAAAACUCCACUGGGGAUGUCGCCCUACAGUUGCAAGAGUUUGAGGAGAUUCGAAACGAAGCUUACGAGAAUGCUAUGAUUUAUAAAGAGAAAAGUAAGAAAUUUCAUGAUCAUAAUAUUUUGAGGAAAGAAUUCAAAGUUGACCAAAAAGUUUUGCUCUAUCAUUCUCGACUUAAAUUGUUUCCAGUUGAGAUUCAAAGUCUAAGCACGGAAAAGAGGUUUGUUGUGAAUGGGCAUUGUCUUAAACUUUACUAUGAGGGGUUCCAGAGCAAAGAAGUGGAGUGCGUAGUUCUCUUUGAGCCGCGUGACUAG
Andrographis paniculata is the source of this 333-nucleotide messenger RNA. RefSeq lists its product as uncharacterized. Lineage: Eukaryota; Viridiplantae; Streptophyta; Magnoliopsida; Lamiales; Acanthaceae. Bases 1 to 333 code for a protein of 110 amino acids. The transcript has 3 exons. The record is from RefSeq and is a predicted model, not a curated record.